AUCUCCCGAAACAUUGCCUACUAAAGUAUCAUGUUUAAGAAAUGAUAAACUUUCUACAAUAAUAUGAAUAUUGAACAGACAAAUUAUUUCACCUGCUCUUAAGUUCUGUUUGUGAUUGCGAUUCGUCUGAAUUCUUUUGCUUAUUUUUUUCAUACAAACGUAUUAUUUGAGCAACUGUGUUGACAUUAAAAGUGGUUUUAAGAUUUCAUAAGCACUUUCGUAUUUCCUAUAUGUUACAUUUUUAGUAGAAUUUUACCAAUCUGAACUGAUUGGUUUAUUCUGCUCACUGCAAAACAUUCUGUUCUGUACUGCUAUCGUCAGUAUGGUGAUGUAACUAGUCCUUGUUACGCUACACUUUUUUGCCCAAUUUCUUAUUCCACUUUAAAACUAUAUAUCCCCUCAAAUUUUCCGAAUAUGUUAUAAGCAUGUAAAGAAUUGUUAAAACAGAAAAAUUGGGGCAGUUUUAGACUACCAAUCUUCUUCAUUAAAACAAUAAAAAUACAUGCAAAAUAUUUUUUCCUUGAUGUUUUUUAGUAUUGUUUCUUUUUUUUCUUUCUACGUGGCCGUUAGGAUCGCCAUAAAUAGGGUAUUUGGUUUUUAAUAUGUGGUAGGGUACUGAAUAAUGUAUUUUUAUAUCUGCAAGCUUGACAAGCAUACACAAAAUGAGUUGUACUCUUGCUGAUUUCAAACUACCUAAGCCAGAUGUGAGGUUGGUAACAAUGGGAAAUACUGUGUACAAAGUGAAGUUGAGAUAUCGAAAUGAACACGAACUAAGUGAAAAGAAAAAGUUUGAUAAUGGCUUUUGGAAGCAAGCGAAAGUACAGUAUGAUAUUGAGAGAGUGAUAAAAUAUGUUUUACAGAACGAAAAUAAUAUCGAUCCAAUACGAACAGACGACCUCGUUGUGUACCCUUAUAAAAAAGAAUGGGCCAAUGCUUCGAAGUUGCAGUUCUCAAAAUACAACGAACAACUGAGCACUUCACCGUGUUUGUUUCUUUUUUACAUCGAACGCUUGGCUAAAGAUAAAAUUGACUUUGUGCUCUCAGAUGAAGAGCAGAAGUUGCAUUCAGAAUUAACGAGCGUAUCUCCUGAGCAGAAAGCACACAAGAGAGUGUAUUCACAGGGUGACAUGAAGAGUAGAAAGAGGAAGAUGUCGGACAGUUCUAACGAUUCAGAUUCCUUCAUGGAACAUGGUAGCUCGAGUAAUGACGAAAAAGCAAGAGCUGAUCAAAAAGGUUACGUCAUGAGUUUUUUUGAUUUAUUAUUGACGCCAAUGAAGAGACUAGGGCGGAUAUGGCGUUAGUAUUAGAGUAUUAGAAAUGACCGAAAAUGAAAGAAUUAAUUUGAAUUAUUUAUAAAGACUUGUUAUAAUGUACAUUGAAUUGUUGUAAAUAGUUAUUGGAUAAAUUGAGUUUAAAAUAACUAA
This is a messenger RNA of Hydractinia symbiolongicarpus, 1424 nucleotides long. RefSeq lists its product as uncharacterized. Gene Ontology annotation, cellular component: nuclear inner membrane. Lineage: Eukaryota; Metazoa; Cnidaria; Hydrozoa; Anthoathecata; Hydractiniidae. Gene Ontology annotation, biological process: meiotic attachment of telomere to nuclear envelope; homologous chromosome pairing at meiosis. The transcript has 9 exons. The record is from RefSeq and is a predicted model, not a curated record. Gene Ontology annotation, molecular function: DNA binding. Bases 663 to 1301 code for a protein of 212 amino acids.